Messenger RNA from Ixodes scapularis (black-legged tick), 654 nucleotides. RefSeq lists its product as uncharacterized. Lineage: Eukaryota; Metazoa; Arthropoda; Arachnida; Ixodida; Ixodidae. The record is from RefSeq and is a predicted model, not a curated record. The transcript has 2 exons. The annotation marks the transcript as partial.
GGACUCCGAGAGGACGACGUGGAGGACUGGCUGGACGUCUACGAGCGAGUGAGUCUUUAUAACAAGUGGGACGACCAGGCGAAACUGCGGAAUGCUAUUUUUUAUCUCUCCGAUGUGGCCAAGAUCUGGUUCACCAACCAUGAAGAUGAAAUCGUGACAUGGCUGCUAUUCAAAACCCAGCUAGCCGAAAUCUUCGGCAAACCCGCCAAUCGUAAAGCUGUAGCUGAACGAAAGUUGGCAGCACGAAUUCAAUCUUCUGGCGAGACGUAUACUUCCUACAUCGAGGAUGUCCUCGCACUUUGCCGCCGUUGCGACAAGGACAUGUCGGAGGCCGACCGAGUCCGCCAUGUAAUGAAAGGGAUCUCAGAAGAGGCAUUUAACGUCCUUCUUGUGCAAAAUCCCACGACUGUUAAGGACAUCACCACGCAUUGCCAAAGGCUGGAUGAGGCCCGCAACUCCCGUCUUCAGGUUCGAGCACUGCAUGACGGCUCAUCAAUUACCAUGCCUUCUUUAUCGACCGAUACCCUGAAGCAAAUGAUACAGAAAAUUGCACUUGUAUCGACCAAAGUACUGGACGGCACUGCCGCUCCACGUCGGAACACUAAACGAACACCUAAUUUGGAAGCUUCCUACUUUUACAUCAGUGUUGAGUGA